Messenger RNA from Penicillium paradoxum, 606 nucleotides. RefSeq names its product GAF domain-containing protein. The record is from RefSeq and is a predicted model, not a curated record. NCBI's taxonomy places the organism in Eukaryota, Fungi, Ascomycota, Eurotiomycetes, Eurotiales, Aspergillaceae. Gene Ontology annotation, molecular function: protein binding; L-methionine (R)-S-oxide reductase activity. Gene Ontology annotation, cellular component: cytosol. The transcript has 4 exons. Bases 1 to 606 code for a protein of 201 amino acids.
AUGCCUCACGCCGACUCCUCCUACUUCAUGCCAGGCUCCUCCAAGGCCGAAAUCUAUGAGCAGCUUCUAAUGUCCACACAAGGUCUCCUGGACGGCCAGCGCAAUUGGAUUAGCAAUCUCUCCAACGUCGCCUCCCUCCUCUGGCACGCCUACGCCGCCCUCCCAGAACCUUCUGCCUCAGUGAACUGGGCCGGCUUUUACAUUCGCGACGACAAAUUCCCCGCUCUCGCCUCGCCUGUCACCUCGCCGCCCCUGUCCGGCGCAUCUAACUCUGGUGUGAUUAUCUCGACCACAUACUCCUCCUCGGAGAACCAGCUUCUCCUCCUGGGCCCCUUCCAGGGAAAGCCUGCGUGCCAGGAGAUUCGCUUCGGUAAGGGUGUUUGCGGUACCGCGGCGGCGAAGGCGGAGACAGUCAUUGUUCCGGAUGUUCUGACCUUCCCUGGGCACAUUGCAUGUGACGCGGAGAGUCGUAGUGAGAUUGUUGUGCCUAUUUUGACUGUUGCUAUUAUUGACAUUGACUGCACCGAGCCCUCUGGAUUUGACGAGGAGGAUAAAAAGUACCUUGAGCAAUUGGCGACUUUCUUGGCUGAGAACUGUGAUUGGUAA